Molecule: messenger RNA, 3762 nt
Organism: Trametes versicolor FP-101664 SS1
Lineage: Eukaryota; Fungi; Basidiomycota; Agaricomycetes; Polyporales; Polyporaceae
Product: RhoGAP-domain-containing protein
Exons: 11
Coding region: 1-3762 (1253 amino acids)
Biological process (GO): signal transduction; actin cytoskeleton organization
Cellular component (GO): cytoplasm
Source: RefSeq, a predicted model, not a curated record
AUGCAGGGGGCCUUCGUGCGGGCGUUAGGCGCUGUGUACCAUCUCCAGUGUUUCAAGUGCAUGGACUGUGGUGUCGUCGUCGCGUCCAAGUUCUUCCCCAUUGACGGCCAAGAUGGCAAGCAGCACCCGCUGUGCGAGCGAGACUACUUCCGGCGUCUGAACCUGAUCUGCGCCAAGUGCGGCAUGGCGCUGCGGGGCAGUUACAUCACGGCGUGCAACAAAAAGUUCCACGUUGAGCAUUUCACGUGCUCCGUAUGCCCGACGCUCUUCGGCCCGCAAGACUCGUACUACGAGCAUGAGGGAGACGUGUACUGCCAUUUCCACUACUCGACACGAUACGCGACGAAGUGUGCUGGGUGCAAUAGCGCGAUCCUCAAGCAGUUCGUGGAGAUUAACCGGAAUAUGCGCGACGAGUGCUGGCACCCAGAAUGUUACAUGAUCAACAAGUUUUGGAAUGUCAAGGUUUCUUCCCGACGGCCUACAAGUCUUCUACCACCUGAAGAAGGCGAGAGCAGCUCCUCCUCAGAACCGCCCUACGUAGAGGAGGAACGCCGGGAAACCGCUCACUCACUCAGGGAGAAGCAGAUAAGGAUGGAACAGCAGGUUUAUCGGAUAUGGACCGUGUUGUCUGCCUUUGAGGAGUCUAGCGCCGCGUGCAUAUCCGACAUGUUGCGGCAGGUCAGCAACGGACAAUAUCUCGACGCCAUCCGGAUGGCCGAGAAAUUCAUUUUGCAUGUCGAAGUUCUCUUUGCCACUAUUGACGACCUGGAAUACCACUUCUCACGACUCAGGAUGAAGGGCAUGUCUCACGUACGGGAGGCGCGCAUGCUAUGUCGCAAGACCGUCGAUCUGUUCACUCUGCUGUCACAUACCCAGGAGACGGGUGCGCGACGGAUGGGUAUGACACAAGAGCUGCUCGCCCUUGUUACCGGGCUUGCACAUUACCUGAAGAUUCUCAUCCGAAUCGCUCUUACCGGUGCACUGAAGCUGGAGAGAGAGCAGGACGUACGGGAGGCGAUCACGAACUUCCUCGACAAACUACACAUGCUCGCUAUCCAGGGCGCAAAUCCUGCUGCGCGGCGGAUUAUGAAGCGUGCGAACGGGGAGCUCGUUCCCCAGAACGACUCAGGCAAUGUCGGCACGCAGGGCGUCACCUACGGGUUCAAGAGCCUGGCACCCGAGAACGCUGGCGAGAGCCCGUUCAGCGCUUCGCCGAAAGAUCCCUCGCUGGCCAAGGUAGCCGUCGUCAACCCGCCCUCGGACCUGUGUAUAAAGUGCAACCAGACUGUUGAGGAGGAUUGCGUGCGGCUAGGGACGUACCAGCGAUGGCAUUCCCACUGCCUCAACUGCCAAACAUGUGGGAAGAUCGCGGCAAUGCCAGCCAUCAAGGAGCCAGUUAAGAGUCCCAGUCAGGACGACCAGGGCAAGGAGCUUGUGGGUCAAGACAAAGAUUCGAAGCAGCCCAAGCUGUCCACGGCACGCCGGCCACCCGCGAACGUUAACGCCUUCGUCUUUGACCUGGAUUCCAUGAAGGAGACAUCCUCGUUCGGUACCGUGCCAACUGUCGUCUUUUGCACCGAACAUGCGCACUCCAAUUGUCGCGCUGGCUUCCAGGCCGUCUCCCGGUUGGAACAGUAUGCGUUUCUGCUGAACGUCGCCCUGCGGAGAUUGUACGUGCUGCUCAAGAAGCGCGGUGUCGUGCCUCUAUCUCCAGCGGCCACGUCAAUCCCAGGCCAACCUCCGCGAGAGUUGGAGGAGGACCCGUACAGAAACUCCGCCGACAUGAAUCGUCUUCGCUCCGUUCAUCUAGACCGCAAGCUAUCAUCGACAGCCCGGGUGCCAAAGCGGUCAACGAUCGUCGAGAGCCCGACGGGCAAGGUCGCCCAUCCCACGGAUAUGGCCCACCGUCCACAGCAAGUGGCCGCGACCGCGCACCAUGCUCCGCAAACCGCACAACAGUCCUCCAUGCGGCCCACGAAAGCGCCCCACGUUCACACCCAACACCCGCCCCAACCACAUCAGCAGCGGUCAUUACCGUCGCCAGGGACGAUCGACACAAGCGUGCAAGGUCAGGUUAUCCGACCCGCAUUCGCGCGCGGGAACACUGCGGUCAAGAUUGUCGACGAGUCCGGGCCAAACUCGCCUGCAGGUGGCGCCGCUGACCACGACGGGAUGGUGGGCGGGAUCGAGGACGGUAUCACCCUUGCGGAUAUCCCGCAGCUCGUCGAGGCAGCGCAGGCGCGCGAGCAGCGGCGGUCGCUCCCGAACCAGAACGCGACGCCGUACAUCGCGGAGCUGAACCCAGUGCAGCUUGCGAUCGUGAAGCACUGUGCGGUGUCGGUGCUGCAGCGGUCGCCGCUGCGGGACCAGUUCGACCUGGAUGAGAUCCUGGAGCUGGUGGAGCUGAAGAAGAGUUCGUUCUGGAACAAGCUCUUCAAGCCGGGUAACGACAAGAAGAACGUGAAGAAGAAGGGCGUGUUCGGUGUACCUUUGGAGCUUCUGGUCGAGCGGGAGGGCGCAGAUUCCCUGCUGGGUGCUUCGCGUGAGACGCUACGGAUUCCAAGUUUUGUGGACGACGUCAUCUCAGCGAUGCGACAAAUGGAUAUGUCCAUUGAGGGUAUCUUCCGGAGGAACGGCAACAUCCGUCGACUGAAGGAGCUCACGGAGGCGAUUGACCGAGAUGCGUCGUCAGUUGACCUCACGCAAGACAACCCGGUGCAGCUCGCAGCGUUGCUCAAGAAAUUCUUCCGAGACCUUCCCGAUCCUCUCAUGACGUACAAACUCCAUCGACUCUUCAUCGCAACACAAUCGCUUCCUGCAGAGCACGACCGAAAGCGGCUACUGCACAUGGUAUCACUCAUUCUGCCGAAGGCUCAUCGAGACACGUUGGAGGUGCUCUUCGUCUUCCUCAAGUGGGUCGCGUCGUUUGCCCACUUGGACGAAGAGACGGGCAGCAAGAUGGAUCUGCAGAACCUGGCGACGGUCAUCUGUCCGAGCAUCCUAUAUUCCCGGGGCGCGAACGCGGUGCGCGACGAGAGCUUUGGCGCCAUCCGCGUUGUCACCGCGCUGCUUGAGAAUCAAGACGAGUACUACUGCGUCCCCGAAGACUUCCUACCGAUCCUGCAGGGCGAGGAGCAGUUCGCCACCUGCAUGGAGCUUCCAAGCAGGGAGUUCUUGAAGAAGGUCGAGGCGUACAUGCGCUCGAGGUCGGGGGCGCGCACGCCCGGGCUGACAUCACCGAUCAUGGGCAACGCGCAGUUCAACUUCAACCCAGGCACGCCACGACCGGAGGACAUGCGCUCCAUGCCUCCAAGGUCUACGCAGUCGAACCCGCAGUUCCUGGACAGGCCGCCGCUGGGCAACCCCUCCCCCUCCGAGAGCCUGCUCCGGAACGGCCACCCUCAAUCCCGGCCGCAGCCGCCUCCUAUUCAGCACUCCCCCUUCUCCUUCCCGGCAGGGCAGAACGGCCCACAGUCGGCGACGCAGCCCCAGUCGAUGGGCGCGAUCCUCUCCCCGCAGCCGCGUGCGGCGCCGAACUUGCAGAACAUGCAGAACAUGCCGAGCAUGCAAAGUUUGCAGAGCCCGAGCGCGGAGUGGGGCAUGGACCCGCGCCUGCCGCCGAUGAUCCAGGACCCGAACCGGCCGUCCUCGCGCCCGCAGUCGUUCGUCAACAACCACACCGCGUCCUCGCGGACGAGCAGCGAGAGCCCGCACCCGUUCGUGCCCAACGGGCACCCGCAGCAGCAGCAACAGCAGCGUUGA